CAAUGCCAGCGGCCUUCCGGGGAGAGGAGCUGGGGCGCGGUGAUGGCGGGGGCGCCUGCUCUGAAGCACUGGCGCACCACGCUGGAGCGGGUGGAGAAGUUCGUGUCGCCGCUCUAUUUUACCGACUGUAACCUCCGCGGCAGGCUCUUUGGGGAAAGCUGCCCCGUGGCUGCGCUCUCCAGCUUCCUGACGCCCGAGAGGCUUCCCUACCAGGAGGCAGUCCUGCAGGACUUCAGCCCGGCGCAGGUCGGCGACAGCUUCGGACCGACAUGGUGGACCUGCUGGUUCCGGGUGGAGUUGACCAUCCCAGAGGCAUGGGUGGGCCAGGAAGUUCACCUUUGCUGGCAAAGUGAUGGAGAAGGUCUGGUGUGGCGCGAUGGGGAACCUGUCCAGGGUUUGACCAAAGAAGGUGAGAAGACCAGCUAUAUCCUGACAGACAGGCUGGGGGAAGGAGACCCCCGAAGCCUGACCCUCUAUGUGGAAGUGGCCUGCAAUGGGCUCCUGGGGGCUGGGAAGGGAAGCAUGAUUGCAGCCCCUGAUCCCGAGAAGACGUUCCAGCUGAGCCGGGCUGAGCUGGCCGUGUUCCACCGGGAUGUCCACAAGCUCCUAGUGGAUCUGGAGCUGCUACUGGGCAUAGCCAAGGGUCUCGGGGAGGACAACCAGCGCAGCUUCCAGGCCCUGUACACAGCUAACCAGAUGGUGAAUGUGUGUGACCCUGCCCGGCCCGAGACCUUCCCAGUGGCCCAGGCCCUGGCGUCCAAGUUCUUUGGCCAACGUGGUGGUGAAAGCCAACACACCAUCCAUGCCAUAGGGCACUGCCACAUUGAUACAGCCUGGCUUUGGCCCUUCAAAGAGACCAUAAGGAAAUGUGCCCGGAGCUGGGUGACAGCUGUGCAGCUCAUGGAACAGAACCCUGAGUUCAUCUUUGCCUGCUCCCAGGCACAGCAGCUCGAGUGGGUGAAGAGCCACUACCCCGGUCUGCAUGCCCAGCUCCAGGAGUUUGCCUGCCGCGGGCAGUUUGUGCCCGUGGGGGGCACCUGGGUGGAGAUGGAUGGGAAUCUGCCCAGUGGAGAGGCUAUGGUGAGGCAGUUCCUGCAGGGCCAGAACUUCUUUCUGCAGGAGUUUGGGAAGAUGUGUACUGAGUUCUGGCUGCCAGACACGUUCGGCUACUCAGCACAACUCCCCCAGAUCAUGCGUGGCUGUGGCAUCAGGCACUUUCUGACCCAGAAGUUGAGCUGGAACUUGGUGAACUCCUUCCCGCACCACACCUUUUUCUGGGAGGGGCUGGAUGGCUCCCAUGUACUGGUCCACUUUCCACCUGGCGACUCCUAUGGGAUGCAGGGCAACGUGGACGAGGUGCUGAAGACUGUGACCAACAACCGGGACAAGGGGAGGACUAACCAUAGUGCCUUCCUCUUUGGCUUCGGGGAUGGGGGCGGCGGCCCCACCCAGACCAUGCUGGACCGCUUGACGCGGCUGCGCGAUACGGAUGGGCUGCCCAGGGUGCAGCUGUCUUCUCCAAAGCAACUCUUCUCGGCACUGGAGAGUGACUCGGGGCAGCUGUGCACGUGGGUCGGGGAGCUCUUCCUGGAGCUGCACAAUGGCACCUACACCACCCAUGCCCAGAUCAAGAAGGGGAACCGGGAGUGUGAGCGGAUCCUGCAUGACGUGGAGCUGCUCAGUAGCCUGGCCCUGGCCCGCAGCACCCAGUUCCUGUACCCAGCAGCCCAGCUGCAGCACCUCUGGAGGCUCCUGCUUCUGAACCAGUUCCAUGAUGUGGUGACUGGAAGCUGCAUUCAGCUGGUGGCAGAGGAUGCCAUGUGCCACUACGCAGACAUUCGUUCCCAUGGCAAUGCACUGCUCAGCACUGCAGCCACAGCCCUGUGUGCUGGGGAACCAGGUCCCGAGGGCCUCCUCAUUGUCAACACGCUGCCCUGGAAGCGCACGGAAGUGUUGGCCCUGCCCAAGCCCGGCGGGGCCCACAGCCUAGCCCUGGUGACAGUGCCCAGCAUGGGCUAUGCUCCUGUUCCUGCCCCCAUCUCGCUGCAGCCCCUGCUGCCCCAGCAGCCUGUGUUCGUAGUGCAAGAGGUGAGUCCCAGCAGGUCCUGCAGGGCAAGAGCUGUCCUGGGGUGCUCUAACAACUUGGAGAUCCUGAGCUCCGACCUGGAGCAAGUGGCAAGGUGGGGGUUGGGUGGGGAUGGGGGUGAAGUCCCUACAGACUCAGCCUCACGGCCCCCUUUCACCAAGACUGACGGUUCCGUGACUCUGGACAAUGGCAUCAUCCGAGUGAGGCUGGACCCGACUGGCCGCCUGACGUCCUUGGUCCUGGUGGCCUCUGGCAGGGAGGCCAUUGCUGAGGGUGCUGUGGGGAACCAGUUUGUGCUGUUUGAUGAUGUGCCCUUGUACUGGGACGCCUGGGACGUCAUGGACUACCACCUAGAGACACGGAAGCCCGUGCUGGGCCAGGCAGGGACCCUGGCAGUGGGCACUGAGGGCGGCCUGCGGGGCAGUGCCUGGUUCUUGCUGCAGCUCACCCCCAAUAGUCGGCUCAGCCAGGAGGUGGUGCUGGAUGUUGGCUGCCCCUAUGUCCGCUUCCAUACUGAGGUGCACUGGCAUGAGGCCCACAAGUUCCUCAAGGUGGAGUUCCCUGCCCGUGUGCGUUGUCCCCAGGCCACCUAUGAGAUCCAGUUUGGGCACCUGCAGCGGCCCACCCACUACAACACCUCUUGGGACUGGGCUCGAUUUGAGGUGUGGGCCCACCGCUGGGUGGAUCUGUCAGAGCAUGGCUUCGGGCUGGCCCUGCUCAACGACUGCAAGUAUGGCGCGUCAGUGCGAGGCAGCGUCCUCAGCCUCUCGCUCUUGAGGGCGCCUAAGGCCCCCGACGCCACUGCUGACGUGGGACGCCAUGAGUUCACCUAUGCACUGAUGCCACACAAGGGCUCCUUUCAGGAUGCUGGAGUUAUCCGUGCUGCCUACAGCCUCAACUUCCCCCUGUUGGCGCUGCCAGUCCCGGGCCCAGCGCCCGCCACCUCCUGGAGUGCCUUUUCCGUGUCCUCUCCUGCCGUCAUGUUGGAGACUGUCAAGCAGGCGGAGACCGGUCCCGAGAGCCAGAGCCGCGCGCUAGUGCUGAGGCUGUAUGAGGCCCACGGCAGCCACGUGGACAGCUGGCUGCACACCUCGCUGCCCGUUCAGGAGGCCAUCCUCUGUGACCUCCUGGAGCGGCGAGAUCCUGCUGGCCACUUGCCCCUUCAGGACAACCGCCUGAAGCUCACCUUUUCUCCCUUCCAAGUGCAGUCCCUGCUGCUCGUGCUUCAGCCUCCAGAAAACUGAGUCCCUAGGGUGGGGUUUUGUUUGUGGAAGGCUUUGGGGACUCCUCGUUGCUGCCUCCCCAUCCUGAAGCACUGAUCAGUCGCCUCUUGUGUAAUAAACCCUCGGAUCAGGAA
Lemur catta (Ring-tailed lemur) is the source of this 3443-nucleotide messenger RNA. RefSeq names its product mannosidase alpha class 2C member 1 (gene MAN2C1). Gene Ontology annotation, biological process: mannose metabolic process; oligosaccharide catabolic process. The transcript has 25 exons. The record is from RefSeq and is a predicted model, not a curated record. The coding region runs from base 43 to 3330 and encodes 1095 amino acids. Gene Ontology annotation, molecular function: carbohydrate binding; alpha-mannosidase activity. NCBI's taxonomy places the organism in Eukaryota, Metazoa, Chordata, Mammalia, Primates, Lemuridae.